Messenger RNA from Alnus glutinosa, 690 nucleotides. RefSeq lists its product as uncharacterized. Gene Ontology annotation, molecular function: protein binding. The transcript is spliced from 4 exons. The record is from RefSeq and is a predicted model, not a curated record. The coding region runs from base 1 to 690 and encodes 229 amino acids. Lineage: Eukaryota; Viridiplantae; Streptophyta; Magnoliopsida; Fagales; Betulaceae.
AUGUCUAGGAGAUUGGUACUCUAUCCAAAUGGGAAUAAGAAUAACAAUGGGAACGGUCACAUCUCUCUAUACUUGGCAAUAGCAGCUACCGAUGCUUUUCCACUUGGCUGGGUGGUUAACGUGCACAUAAGAUUCUUUGUGUUUGAUCAAAUCCGAGACAAGUACCUCACUAUUCAAGAUGCAAAUGGGAGAUCAAGACGCUUUCAUAAGCUGAUGACUGAAAGGGGAUUCGCCCAGUUACUUUCCCAUGAUACUCUCAAUGAUUCAUCAAAUGGUUAUCUUGUUGAUGACACGUGUAUCUUUGGGGUGGAAGUUUUUGUCAUUAAAGGUACUUGUAGAGGGGAGAUUUUGUCGAUGGUAAAUCAACCUCAACCUAAUUAUUUCACUUGGAGGAUUGACAACUAUACGACCUUGAAAGAUGAAGUUUAUUUCUCUGAUCAAUUCACUGUGGAAGGGCGAGGAUGGAAUUUGUUUCUCUAUCCGGAGGGAAAUAAAACAGGAGCGGGCACAUACUUGUCUCUCUAUCUCACGUUAGAUGGUUCAGAAAUUCUUCUUCCCAACAGAAAAUUGUACGCAAAAUACAAGGUUCGAAUAAGGGACCAACUCAAUAGCAAUCAUCUUGAAAAGACAGAGGAGAACUGGUUCUCUGAUCCCAAAAUGUCGGUUGUGGUUUCCACGAGUUUUUGUUAA